AAUGACUGUCAGGGUCACACCUGUGGGGCGGUGCCGGGGCUGGGUGUCAGUCCCUCACUCCAGGUGCCGCCGGCUGUGGAUCAGCAUGCUGUUAACCGACCAUGGCCCGUUUGUGGGUCUGCGGCACUGACCGGACGAGCGGAUUACGCAGAGUACUAAUGUGCACCAAAGCUCCAAACAAAGUGUUUGAGCACACAGAAGGAUUUAAAGGCUUUUACGCGCAAACUCCGGGGGAGUUGAGCAGAACUUUGUAAAGCCUCUUUGUCUUCUCUGGGGCCAUGGCUCUGUCCCAGCUCCAGUGCCUGGAUGAGAACCACGUGAACCCGCGCACUAACGAGUCCAAACCGGACUUCUUCUACAGCGAGGACCAGCGGCUGGCUCUGGAGACUCUCCUCCGAGAUGGACGCGAGGCGUUCGCCAAGUUCCUGGACGCUCGCGAGUUGCGGGCCUUUCUGUCGGACCCGGAGCUGGACGCGCUCACGGGGGCGGUCGAACCCUACGACCCGGGCGCGGAGCGCUUCCCGUCGGACACCGAGGACGCAGAGUCCCAGACGUCUUUGCACUACUGGCCGGACAUGUCUGACACGUCCAUACCGCAGAUGGACCUGGGCUGGCCCGACAGCGACUCGUACCGUGGUGUGACGCGCACGACCGUGCACACGCAGCCAUCACUGGACGGACGGGGCCACAUAAAGGAGAUCGUCAGGAAAAUGAUUGCGCAGGCGCAAAAGGUGAUAGCAGUGGUUAUGGACAUGUUCACCGAUGUUGACAUCUUCAGGGAUUUGAUAGAUGCUGGUUUUAAAAGAAAGGUUUCUGUCUACAUCCUGCUGGAGCGUGUAGCACUACCUCAUUUCCUGUCUAUGUGUCAGAGGGCCAACAUGCAUGCCGGACACCUCAAGAACCUGCGUGUCCGCUGCACUGGAGGAGCAGAGUUCUACACUCGAUCCUGUACUCGGGUCCGAGGGCGGCUGGGACACAGGUUCAUGUUCAUUGACGGGGACAAAGCCGUGUCGGGCUCUUACAGUUUCACCUGGAUGUCAUCACGGUUGGACAGACAUCUCAUCACCGUGGUUACAGGCCAAGCCGUGGAUGCCUUUGACCGUUUGUUUCGUUUCUUAUACACGACCUCCAGCUUUGUUAAUCUCCAGCAAGUCGCCACAGAUCCUGAACCUGAGCCAGAGCCCCUCCCACAGCCCAUCACUGUACCCACCCCGUCUGCUGCUGUUGCUAGAAAACUCUAUAACCCCAAAUAUGCCCUUGUUGCUGUUAGCACCAACAAUCGUAGCCAUACUGAUUCAACUGAACACAAUAGUUCCAAAGAGGCGGUGCCAGAAACCAAGAAAAAGCCUGGGAGGAGGGCAAGUAAAGAAGCCGAGAUUGAGGCUCCUCCCCUCCAUCCUGGAUUGAUUGAUCUUGAGAAGGCAUGUUUGAUCUCAUACCUGCCCACCUGGCCAGAGCCUGACCCUCCAAGUGAUGUGAUUGGCUUCAUUAAUGUCCGAGAUACCAGCCGACCAGCUCAGGUCCACCUGCAACGCUCGGAGAUGUAUCAAACCAGCCAAGCAAUCAGGUUUAGCUCUCCAAUCAACGUGCCUAAGGAGACCCUGCCAGAGGUCGCCACGCCCCGACAGUUAACUGUUUCACUUAAAGAUAUGCAAAAAGUACUUCAUGCAAAAUCAGCUGAGCAGAAAUCACAUGCAUCCGGACCAACAUCUCUAUUGGACCUGGCUAAGGAUGGGGAGAGAAUACCAACACUCAACACUGAGCACAAUCUACUUCCACACAAACCCACCAACAAAGACGAAAGUCACAACACAGCAACUCACCUGAACGCUCACACGACUCCUGAGAGACCUGAUGUAAACGGUCUUCUCCUGGAUUCAAGCACAAAACACGCUGCACAAACCAAAACGCUUCAAACGGCUGAAAAUCACGCACAAACUAACAAUGGGCUGCAGGAUCCAGGCUUACCCAGUCUUCACCCACAGCAGCAAAGCAGUUCAACAAUGACCACAAACUCUCAUUCUCAAAGUUCCACUGUAGUUUCUGGAAACAAUCCAGGCGCCUCCACGACAGCAGACCCAACUGCCAGUAUAGAACCGCUGCCCUCCAUCACCACCUCGUCUUCAGUUCCACAUAUUAACCCUUUCUCUACAACCCUUCAUCCUCAUGUCACACCUCAACAAGAACAUCCUCUUCCUUCUUCAUCGACUCCACCCGUCCCUAAACCUCGUACAGUCCAGCUUAUUUUUAAGAACAAGAACACCAGUGAUGGCUCAGAUGUGCCAGAGAUCAAAGUCAUGCAGGGGCCUCGAACCCUGUCUAGUACAGGGCCAUUGACGGAACCUCUAACAGAUAAUGAACCGGAGACUACCCCAGAACAGCAGAACGAGAGCGGGAUCAAAGCACAAAAAGACUUGGAUGACACAGGAGGUCUUGCAGAACAAAGGUUUCAUCUGCAAGAAGAACAGCACGUUGGAAGAGAGCUGCUGACUGCUAAAAACAAAGUACAAACACCAAGUGAUUCUGAUGAUGCUGCAGAGGCAGACACUGUAAAUAUUCAAGAGAUAAUUCCAAGACAGAGAGAGUCCAAGACAACAACAAAGCCAACACAGCCAGGACUGACAGAAACCGAGGUGACAGCAACACCUCAAAGAGAAAAUAAGCUUUUGUUGGCUGAAGAGCACAAAAGGCACGCUGAACAUCAAAUAAUAUCAUACAGUGAGCCAAAUCCAGAGGGAAGAGGCUCAUUAGUGAGUGUGGACACUUUAGAAGCUACAAAACACAGUCCUGAUUUUGCGAACACACAAAAAGGCCAUGUUGUAGCGCACAAUGCGCAUGACGUCGUGUAUGUGCAGAGUCAACACGAACUUCCAAGCGUCAUGUCGACCACCAAUAGCAAAGACAGUGAGCAGAUUACCGCACAGGAUAAACCGUACAGUGCCGUUCCAGAACCCCAACAAACCACCAAAAGGCAACAGCCACAUUCUCCUAUGACUGAGAGAGAACGGCGGUCCUUCUCGCCGCUGUCCCGCACCCCAACUCCUGACAGAUUAUCUUUACAUACGCCAACAUCUGAUUCACAUAUGACUACACCAGAGUCACAAUACAGUACUCCAGAUUUCCCCACGCCUGAAGGCAGCGCAGGUUAUGUGUCACCCAGAGAGGACGUCACCCUCUCCACCACUUCGGAUGAGUACUACGAAUGUAGCGAGUCGUCUUAUUCCUUUCCUGGUUUUGACAAUGUGUUUUACCACAGUAAUCGGACAACAGAUGACCAUGUUGUGGUUUCAGCUGACGCACAAUGUUUAUCUGCUCGAGAGGCUCCAUUUUUCAUGACAACAAUGGAGGAGGACCACCCAAGUGAAGACAAACGGAGGGAAGUGGGUGUGACGUGGACGAAAACAAAUGUGGGGACAGAGAGAAGAGGUUGCGUGGAGGCCAACAGAGCAUGCUAUCACGGGACCGAGAAUAAAGGUGCUACAGAGACGGAAGAUAAAGACAAAUGGGACCAAUGCCAAACUCCAACAAGAAAGAACGCACUCAUCUUAUCAGUGGAGACACUGAUGGAUGAAGGAGUGACUGUAGAAGAAUCGGACCUCGACCUCAAGGUGACAUCCCUCAAUGAACUUAAAGACCAUCUGGUUUCUGCACAAGAGAAACCAGACGGAAAGUCUUCUGGUGGCGAGACAGUGACGACUAAAGCAGCACUCAGUGGUGCACAAAUGAAUGAUGCAGUCAGAGAUACAGAUGGACACAAGACUAGUCCAUCAAGGCUUGAACAAAAUCAUCAACACCAGCAGGAGAGUUGUUCAAACAAGCCACCCAGACCGCCUCAGCCCUCCUCAGCUGCCCAAUCUCAUCCAUGCAGAAAUCCUUAUCUGAACCAGGCUUUACAUAGGGUGCUUCACAGCGGCUUACAGGUUCCAGACAGCACCUCAUCUCCUUCCAGACCACUCACUCCAGUGAGGGUGGAAACCAGUGCAACUGAGCGAAACCAACCUAAGGCCUCCCAGCACCAGCAGGGUGCGCUCUCCCAGCAGGGUCCAGCAGCACAGAGCAAAGCAAGAAGCAGGCAGUCGCAGAGCCAUGUGCCUUACCCGAAACCUUUGGCAUCCUUCCUCCACACGCAUUCCAACGCACAGUCUGUGUCCUCACAUAACCAGGUGGAGUCUGCUCAGGAAGCACCUGGACAGGAAGACGGAAGGACUCUUCAGUUUGGCAUCAACUUAGGUCGACUGUACGGCCUUAAGGGCCUGAAGGCCAGGAUUAGCAAGAAAAGCAGCGCCAGCGCUCCAGGGCACGGACACACGGGUUAGGUAUCUCAGGGAAACACGCUCACCUGGAAUCAGUUUUUAUCAUGUAUAGAUAGACCACAAAAUAAGUUUGUGGAGUACUGGCAACAUCAGUACCUUUGUUUUAAUCUUAGAUGAUAACUGGGAAGAAAAAAGUCUUUAUGAAUUUACACCCUGAUAUUACAUUUUAACUUGUCCCAUUUACAGGCGUUAUGUUUGUAUAUUUUCAACUUGCUGCAUAAAGACUCAAUAACCCUUUAGUGGAUACACAAUAGGGACACAUUUUGUGAACAUUCUAAAUGAUGUGUGUAAUGAAAUGGAGCUCCUCAGAACAAGGACAAAAUAGUUCUCAUCUUUGUUUCUGGACACUAUCACACGGUUUCAUCAGCGUCUUCUUUGAUUAUUAUUUAUAUACGAUCAUCUGCAAAGCUGUCAGACAGAAAGGACUGGGACAGACUGAAACAUUCUAUCUGACGGGAUAGAAUCUGACGUUUGCACCAACGAUGCCUUCAUAAGAUUGGACAUGUUGAGAUGAACUGUACCUUAAAUUAUAACUGUCAAAUCACAUGACAGGUUUGCUUUAAAACCAGCUCAUUUUACUGCGAGCUUUUUUUUUUUACACUAAUUUUUUUUUAUGCAUUUUAACUAAACGAAAUAUGUUAAACCAGAGGCGGCUAGAGCAAAGAAUUCUAAGUUGGGCUGCACACAUUCCAUGAGUUUCUGUAGCCACACCAGUAACAUUCAAUGCAAACUGCUAGGAAUGCAACCAAAAAGCUAAAACUCAAACUAAACCCUGCAUUGAAUCCAUUUUUUUUU
This is a messenger RNA of Thalassophryne amazonica, 5108 nucleotides long. RefSeq lists its product as uncharacterized. The transcript is spliced from 5 exons. Lineage: Eukaryota; Metazoa; Chordata; Actinopteri; Batrachoidiformes; Batrachoididae. The coding region runs from base 279 to 4316 and encodes 1345 amino acids. The record is from RefSeq and is a predicted model, not a curated record.